AUGCCCUCUCGUCCCACCUUCAUCCCUCAUGCCCUCUCGUCCCACCUUCAUCCCUCAUGCCCUCUCGUCCCACCUUCAUCCCUCAUGCCCUCUCGUCCCACCUUCAUCCCUCAUGCCCUCUCGUCCCACCUUCAUCCCUCAUGCCCUCUCGUCCCACCUUCAUCCCUCAUGCCCUCUCGUCCCACCUUCAUCCCUCAUGCCCUCUCGUCCCACCUUCAUCCCUCAUGCCCUCUCGUCCCACCUUCAUCCCUCAUGCCCUCUCGUCCCACCUUCAUCCCUCAUGCCCUCUCGUCCCACCUUCAUCCCUCAUGCCCUCUCGUCCCACCUUCAUCCCUCAUGCCCUCUCGUCCCACCUUCAUCCCUCAUGCCCUCUCGUCCCACCUUCAUCCCUCAUGCCCUCUCGUCCCACCUUCAUCCCUCAUGCCCUCUCGUCCCACCUUCAUCCCUCAUGCCCUCUCGUCCCACCUUCAUCCCUCAUGCCCUCUCGUCCCACCUUCAUCCCUCAUGCCCUCUCGUCCCACCUUCAUCCUCAUGCCCUCUCGUCCCACCUUCAUCCCUCAUGCCCUCUCGUCCCACCUUCAUCCCUCAUGCCCUCUCGUCCCACCUUCAUCCCUCAUGCCCUCUCGUCCCACCUUCAUCCCUCAUGCCCUCUCGUCCCACCUUCAUCCCUCAUGCCCUCUCGUCCCACCUUCAUCCCUCAUGCCCUCUCGUCCCACCUUCAUCCCUCAUGCCCUCUCGUCCCACCUUCAUCCCUCAUGCCCUCUCGUCCCACCUUCAUCCCUCAUGCCCUCUCGUCCCACCUUCAUCCCUCAUGCCCUCUCGUCCCACCUUCAUCCCUCAUGCCCUCUCGUCCCACCUUCAUCCCUCAUGCCCUCUCGUCCCACCUUCAUCCCUCAUGCCCUCUCGUCCCACCUUCAUCCCUCAUGCCCUCUCGUCCCACCUUCAUCCCUCAUGCCCUCUCGUCCCACCUUCAUCCCUCAUGCCCUCUCGUCCCACCUUCAUCCCUCAUGCCCUCUCGUCCCACCUUCAUCCCUCAUGCCCUCUCGUCCCACCUUCAUCCCUCAUGCCCUCUCGUCCCACCUUCAUCCCUCAUGCCCUCUCGUCCCACCUUCAUCCCUCAUGCCCUCUCGUCCCACCUUCAUCCCUCAUGCCCUCUCGUCCCACCUUCAUCCCUCAUGCCCUCUCGUCCCACCUUCAUCCCUCAUGCCCUCUCGUCCCACCUUCAUCCCUCAUGCCCUCUCGUCCCACCUUCAUCCCUCAUGCCCUCUCGUCCCACCUUCAUCCCUCAUGCCCUCUCGUCCCACCUUCAUCCCUCAUGCCCUCUCGUCCCACCUUCAUCCCUCAUGCCCUCUCGUCCCACCUUCAUCCCUCAUGCCCUCUCGUCCCACCUUCAUCCCUCAUGCCCUCUCGUCCCACCUUCAUCCCUCAUGCCCUCUCGUCCCACCUUCAUCCCUCAUGCCCUCUCGUCCCACCUUCAUCCCUCAUGCCCUCUCGUCCCACCUUCAUCCCUCAUGCCCUCUCGUCCCACCUUCAUCCCUCAUGCCCUCUCGUCCCACCUUCAUCCCUCAUGCCCUCUCGUCCCACCUUCAUCCCUCAUGCCCUCUCGUCCCACCUUCAUCCCUCAUGCCCUCUCGUCCCACCUUCAUCCCUCAUGCCCUCUCGUCCCACCUUCAUCCCUCAUGCCCUCUCGUCCCACCUUCAUCCCUCAUGCCCUCUCGUCCCACCUUCAUCCCUCAUGCCCUCUCGUCCCACCUUCAUCCCUCAUGCCCUCUCGUCCCACCUUCAUCCCUCAUGCCCUCUCGUCCCACCUUCAUCCCUCAUGCCCUCUCGUCCCACCUUCAUCCCUCAUGCCCUCUCGUCCCACCUUCAUCCCUCAUGCCCUCUCGUCCCACCUUCAUCCCUCAUGCCCUCUCGUCCCACCUUCAUCCCUCAUGCCCUCUCGUCCCACCUUCAUCCCUCAUGCCCUCUCGUCCCACCUUCAUCCCUCAUGCCCUCUCGUCCCACCUUCAUCCCUCAUGCCCUCUCGUCCCACCUUCAUCCCUCAUGCCCUCUCGUCCCACCUUCAUCCCUCAUGCCCUCUCGUCCCACCUUCAUCCCUCAUGCCCUCUCGUCCCACCUUCAUCCCUCAUGCCCUCUCGUCCCACCUUCAUCCCUCAUGCCCUCUCGUCCCACCUUCAUCCCUCAUGCCCUCUCGUCCCACCUUCAUCCCUCAUGCCCUCUCGUCCCACCUUCAUCCCUCAUGCCCUCUCGUCCCACCUUCAUCCCUCAUGCCCUCUCGUCCCACCUUCAUCCCUCAUGCCCUCUCGUCCCACCUUCAUCCCUCAUGCCCUCUCGUCCCACCUUCAUCCCUCAUGCCCUCUCGUCCCACCUUCAUCCCUCAUGCCCUCUCGUCCCACCUUCAUCCCUCAUGCCCUCUCGUCCCACCUUCAUCCCUCAUGCCCUCUCGUCCCACCUUCAUCCCUCAUGCCCUCUCGUCCCACCUUCAUCCCUCAUGCCCUCUCGUCCCACCUUCAUCCCUCAUGCCCUCUCGUCCCACCUUCAUCCCUCAUGCCCUCUCGUCCCACCUUCAUCCCUCAUGCCCUCUCGUCCCACCUUCAUCCCUCAUGCCCUCUCGUCCCACCUUCAUCCCUCAUGCCCUCUCGUCCCACCUUCAUCCCUCAUGCCCUCUCGUCCCACCUUCAUCCCUCAUGCCCUCUCGUCCCACCUUCAUCCCUCAUGCCCUCUCGUCCCACCUUCAUCCUCAUGCCCUCUCGUCCCACCUUCAUCCCUCAUGCCCUCUCGUCCCACCUUCAUCCCUCAUGCCCUCUCGUCCCACCUUCAUCCCUCAUGCCCUCUCGUCCCACCUUCAUCCCUCAUGCCCUCUCGUCCCACCUUCAUCCCUCAUGCCCUCUCGUCCCACCUUCAUCCCUCAUGCCCUCUCGUCCCACCUUCAUCCCUCAUGCCCUCUCGUCCCACCUUCAUCCCUCAUGCCCUCUCGUCCCACCUUCAUCCCUCAUGCCCUCUCGUCCCACCUUCAUCCCUCAUGCCCUCUCGUCCCACCUUCAUCCCUCAUGCCCUCUCGUCCCACCUUCAUCCCUCAUGCCCUCUCGUCCCACCUUCAUCCCUCAUGCCCUCUCGUCCCACCUUCAUCCCUCAUGCCCUCUCGUCCCACCUUCAUCCCUCAUGCCCUCUCGUCCCACCUUCAUCCCUCAUGCCCUCUCGUCCCACCUUCAUCCCUCAUGCCCUCUCGUCCCACCUUCAUCCCUCAUGCCCUCUCGUCCCACCUUCAUCCCUCAUGCCCUCUCGUCCCACCUUCAUCCCUCAUGCCCUCUCGUCCCACCUUCAUCCCUCAUGCCCUCUCGUCCCACCUUCAUCCCUCAUGCCCUCUCGUCCCACCUUCAUCCCUCAUGCCCUCUCGUCCCACCUUCAUCCCUCAUGCCCUCUCGUCCCACCUUCAUCCCUCAUGCCCUCUCGUCCCACCUUCAUCCCUCAUGCCCUCUCGUCCCACCUUCAUCCCUCAUGCCCUCUCGUCCCACCUUCAUCCCUCAUGCCCUCUCGUCCCACCUUCAUCCCUCAUGCCCUCUCGUCCCACCUUCAUCCCUCAUGCCCUCUCGUCCCACCUUCAUCCCUCAUGCCCUCUCGUCCCACCUUCAUCCCUCAUGCCCUCUCGUCCCACCUUCAUCCCUCAUGCCCUCUCGUCCCACCUUCAUCCCUCAUGCCCUCUCGUCCCACCUUCAUCCCUCAUGCCCUCUCGUCCCACCUUCAUCCCUCAUGCCCUCUCGUCCCACCUUCAUCCCUCAUGCCCUCUCGUCCCACCUUCAUCCCUCAUGCCCUCUCGUCCCACCUUCAUCCCUCAUGCCCUCUCGUCCCACCUUCAUCCCUCAUGCCCUCUCGUCCCACCUUCAUCCCUCAUGCCCUCUCGUCCCACCUUCAUCCCUCAUGCCCUCUCGUCCCACCUUCAUCCCUCAUGCCCUCUCGUCCCACCUUCAUCCCUCAUGCCCUCUCGUCCCACCUUCAUCCCUCAUGCCCUCUCGUCCCACCUUCAUCCCUCAUGCCCUCUCGUCCCACCUUCAUCCCUCAUGCCCUCUCGUCCCACCUUCAUCCCUCAUGCCCUCUCGUCCCACCUUCAUCCCUCAUGCCCUCUCGUCCCACCUUCAUCCCUCAUGCCCUCUCGUCCCACCUUCAUCCCUCAUGCCCUCUCGUCCCACCUUCAUCCCUCAUGCCCUCUCGUCCCACCUUCAUCCCUCAUGCCCUCUCGUCCCACCUUCAUCCCUCAUGCCCUCUCGUCCCACCUUCAUCCCUCAUGCCCUCUCGUCCCACCUUCAUCCCUCAUGCCCUCUCGUCCCACCUUCAUCCCUCAUGCCCUCUCGUCCCACCUUCAUCCCUCAUGCCCUCUCGUCCCACCUUCAUCCCUCAUGCCCUCUCGUCCCACCUUCAUCCCUCAUGCCCUCUCGUCCCACCUUCAUCCCUCAUGCCCUCUCGUCCCACCUUCAUCCCUCAUGCCCUCUCGUCCCACCUUCAUCCCUCAUGCCCUCUCGUCCCACCUUCAUCCCUCAUGCCCUCUCGUCCCACCUUCAUCCCUCAUGCCCUCUCGUCCCACCUUCAUCCCUCAUGCCCUCUCGUCCCACCUUCAUCCCUCAUGCCCUCUCGUCCCACCUUCAUCCCUCAUGCCCUCUCGUCCCACCUUCAUCCCUCAUGCCCUCUCGUCCCACCUUCAUCCCUCAUGCCCUCUCGUCCCACCUUCAUCCCUCAUGCCCUCUCGUCCCACCUUCAUCCCUCAUGCCCUCUCGUCCCACCUUCAUCCCUCAUGCCCUCUCGUCCCACCUUCAUCCCUCAUGCCCUCUCGUCCCACCUUCAUCCCUCAUGCCCUCUCGUCCCACCUUCAUCCCUCAUGCCCUCUCGUCCCACCUUCAUCCCUCAUGCCCUCUCGUCCCACCUUCAUCCCUCAUGCCCUCUCGUCCCACCUUCAUCCCUCAUGCCCUCUCGUCCCACCUUCAUCCCUCAUGCCCUCUCGUCCCACCUUCAUCCCUCAUGCCCUCUCGUCCCACCUUCAUCCCUCAUGCCCUCUCGUCCCACCUUCAUCCCUCAUGCCCUCUCGUCCCACCUUCAUCCCUCAUGCCCUCUCGUCCCACCUUCAUCCCUCAUGCCCUCUCGUCCCACCUUCAUCCCUCAUGCCCUCUCGUCCCACCUUCAUCCCUCAUGCCCUCUCGUCCCACCUUCAUCCCUCAUGCCCUCUCGUCCCACCUUCAUCCCUCAUGCCCUCUCGUCCCACCUUCAUCCCUCAUGCCCUCUCGUCCCACCUUCAUCCCUCAUGCCCUCUCGUCCCACCUUCAUCCCUCAUGCCCUCUCGUCCCACCUUCAUCCCUCAUGCCCUCUCGUCCCACCUUCAUCCCUCAUGCCCUCUCGUCCCACCUUCAUCCCUCAUGCCCUCUCGUCCCACCUUCAUCCCUCAUGCCCUCUCGUCCCACCUUCAUCCCUCAUGCCCUCUCGUCCCACCUUCAUCCCUCAUGCCCUCUCGUCCCACCUUCAUCCCUCAUGCCCUCUCGUCCCACCUUCAUCCCUCAUGCCCUCUCGUCCCACCUUCAUCCCUCAUGCCCUCUCGUCCCACCUUCAUCCCUCAUGCCCUCUCGUCCCACCUUCAUCCCUCAUGCCCUCUCGUCCCACCUUCAUCCCUCAUGCCCUCUCGUCCCACCUUCAUCCCUCAUGCCCUCUCGUCCCACCUUCAUCCCUCAUGCCCUCUCGUCCCACCUUCAUCCCUCAUGCCCUCUCGUCCCACCUUCAUCCCUCAUGCCCUCUCGUCCCACCUUCAUCCCUCAUGCCCUCUCGUCCCACCUUCAUCCCUCAUGCCCUCUCGUCCCACCUUCAUCCCUCAUGCCCUCUCGUCCCACCUUCAUCCCUCAUGCCCUCUCGUCCCACCUUCAUCCCUCAUGCCCUCUCGUCCCACCUUCAUCCCUCAUGCCCUCUCGUCCCACCUUCAUCCCUCAUGCCCUCUCGUCCCACCUUCAUCCCUCAUGCCCUCUCGUCCCACCUUCAUCCCUCAUGCCCUCUCGUCCCACCUUCAUCCCUCAUGCCCUCUCGUCCCACCUUCAUCCCUCAUGCCCUCUCGUCCCACCUUCAUCCCUCAUGCCCUCUCGUCCCACCUUCAUCCCUCAUGCCCUCUCGUCCCACCUUCAUCCCUCAUGCCCUCUCGUCCCACCUUCAUCCCUCAUGCCCUCUCGUCCCACCUUCAUCCCUCAUGCCCUCUCGUCCCACCUUCAUCCCUCAUGCCCUCUCGUCCCACCUUCAUCCCUCAUGCCCUCUCGUCCCACCUUCAUCCCUCAUGCCCUCUCGUCCCACCUUCAUCCCUCAUGCCCUCUCGUCCCACCUUCAUCCCUCAUGCCCUCUCGUCCCACCUUCAUCCCUCAUGCCCUCUCGUCCCACCUUCAUCCCUCAUGCCCUCUCGUCCCACCUUCAUCCCUCAUGCCCUCUCGUCCCACCUUCAUCCCUCAUGCCCUCUCGUCCCACCUUCAUCCCUCAUGCCCUCUCGUCCCACCUUCAUCCCUCAUGCCCUCUCGUCCCACCUUCAUCCCUCAUGCCCUCUCGUCCCACCUUCAUCCCUCAUGCCCUCUCGUCCCACCUUCAUCCCUCAUGCCCUCUCGUCCCACCUUCAUCCCUCAUGCCCUCUCGUCCCACCUUCAUCCCUCAUGCCCUCUCGUCCCACCUUCAUCCCUCAUGCCCUCUCGUCCCACCUUCAUCCCUCAUGCCCUCUCGUCCCACCUUCAUCCCUCAUGCCCUCUCGUCCCACCUUCAUCCCUCAUGCCCUCUCGUCCCACCUUCAUCCCUCAUGCCCUCUCGUCCCACCUUCAUCCCUCAUGCCCUCUCGUCCCACCUUCAUCCCUCAUGCCCUCUCGUCCCACCUUCAUCCCUCAUGCCCUCUCGUCCCACCUUCAUCCCUCAUGCCCUCUCGUCCCACCUUCAUCCCUCAUGCCCUCUCGUCCCACCUUCAUCCCUCAUGCCCUCUCGUCCCACCUUCAUCCCUCAUGCCCUCUCGUCCCACCUUCAUCCCUCAUGCCCUCUCGUCCCACCUUCAUCCCUCAUGCCCUCUCGUCCCACCUUCAUCCCUCAUGCCCUCUCGUCCCACCUUCAUCCCUCAUGCCCUCUCGUCCCACCUUCAUCCCUCAUGCCCUCUCGUCCCACCUUCAUCCCUCAUGCCCUCUCGUCCCACCUUCAUCCCUCAUGCCCUCUCGUCCCACCUUCAUCCCUCAUGCCCUCUCGUCCCACCUUCAUCCCUCAUGCCCUCUCGUCCCACCUUCAUCCCUCAUGCCCUCUCGUCCCACCUUCAUCCCUCAUGCCCUCUCGUCCCACCUUCAUCCCUCAUGCCCUCUCGUCCCACCUUCAUCCCUCAUGCCCUCUCGUCCCACCUUCAUCCCUCAUGCCCUCUCGUCCCACCUUCAUCCCUCAUGCCCUCUCGUCCCACCUUCAUCCCUCAUGCCCUCUCGUCCCACCUUCAUCCCUCAUGCCCUCUCGUCCCACCUUCAUCCCUCAUGCCCUCUCGUCCCACCUUCAUCCCUCAUGCCCUCUCGUCCCACCUUCAUCCCUCAUGCCCUCUCGUCCCACCUUCAUCCCUCAUGCCCUCUCGUCCCACCUUCAUCCCUCAUGCCCUCUCGUCCCACCUUCAUCCCUCAUGCCCUCUCGUCCCACCUUCAUCCCUCAUGCCCUCUCGUCCCACCUUCAUCCCUCAUGCCCUCUCGUCCCACCUUCAUCCCUCAUGCCCUCUCGUCCCACCUUCAUCCCUCAUGCCCUCUCGUCCCACCUUCAUCCCUCAUGCCCUCUCGUCCCACCUUCAUCCCUCAUGCCCUCUCGUCCCACCUUCAUCCCUCAUGCCCUCUCGUCCCACCUUCAUCCCUCAUGCCCUCUCGUCCCACCUUCAUCCCUCAUGCCCUCUCGUCCCACCUUCAUCCCUCAUGCCCUCUCGUCCCACCUUCAUCCCUCAUGCCCUCUCGUCCCACCUUCAUCCCUCAUGCCCUCUCGUCCCACCUUCAUCCCUCAUGCCCUCUCGUCCCACCUUCAUCCCUCAUGCCCUCUCGUCCCACCUUCAUCCCUCAUGCCCUCUCGUCCCACCUUCAUCCCUCAUGCCCUCUCGUCCCACCUUCAUCCCUCAUGCCCUCUCGUCCCACCUUCAUCCCUCAUGCCCUCUCGUCCCACCUUCAUCCCUCAUGCCCUCUCGUCCCACCUUCAUCCCUCAUGCCCUCUCGUCCCACCUUCAUCCCUCAUGCCCUCUCGUCCCACCUUCAUCCCUCAUGCCCUCUCGUCCCACCUUCAUCCCUCAUGCCCUCUCGUCCCACCUUCAUCCCUCAUGCCCUCUCGUCCCACCUUCAUCCCUCAUGCCCUCUCGUCCCACCUUCAUCCCUCAUGCCCUCUCGUCCCACCUUCAUCCCUCAUGCCCUCUCGUCCCACCUUCAUCCCUCAUGCCCUCUCGUCCCACCUUCAUCCCUCAUGCCCUCUCGUCCCACCUUCAUCCCUCAUGCCCUCUCGUCCCACCUUCAUCCCUCAUGCCCUCUCGUCCCACCUUCAUCCCUCAUGCCCUCUCGUCCCACCUUCAUCCCUCAUGCCCUCUCGUCCCACCUUCAUCCCUCAUGCCCUCUCGUCCCACCUUCAUCCCUCAUGCCCUCUCGUCCCACCUUCAUCCCUCAUGCCCUCUCGUCCCACCUUCAUCCCUCAUGCCCUCUCGUCCCACCUUCAUCCCUCAUGCCCUCUCGUCCCACCUUCAUCCCUCAUGCCCUCUCGUCCCACCUUCAUCCCUCAUGCCCUCUCGUCCCACCUUCAUCCCUCAUGCCCUCUCGUCCCACCUUCAUCCCUCAUGCCCUCUCGUCCCACCUUCAUCCCUCAUGCCCUCUCGUCCCACCUUCAUCCCUCAUGCCCUCUCGUCCCACCUUCAUCCCUCAUGCCCUCUCGUCCCACCUUCAUCCCUCAUGCCCUCUCGUCCCACCUUCAUCCCUCAUGCCCUCUCGUCCCACCUUCAUCCCUCAUGCCCUCUCGUCCCACCUUCAUCCCUCAUGCCCUCUCGUCCCACCUUCAUCCCUCAUGCCCUCUCGUCCCACCUUCAUCCCUCAUGCCCUCUCGUCCCACCUUCAUCCCUCAUGCCCUCUCGUCCCACCUUCAUCCCUCAUGCCCUCUCGUCCCACCUUCAUCCCUCAUGCCCUCUCGUCCCACCUUCAUCCCUCAUGCCCUCUCGUCCCACCUUCAUCCCUCAUGCCCUCUCGUCCCACCUUCAUCCCUCAUGCCCUCUCGUCCCACCUUCAUCCCUCAUGCCCUCUCGUCCCACCUUCAUCCCUCAUGCCCUCUCGUCCCACCUUCAUCCCUCAUGCCCUCUCGUCCCACCUUCAUCCCUCAUGCCCUCUCGUCCCACCUUCAUCCCUCAUGCCCUCUCGUCCCACCUUCAUCCCUCAUGCCCUCUCGUCCCACCUUCAUCCCUCAUGCCCUCUCGUCCCACCUUCAUCCCUCAUGCCCUCUCGUCCCACCUUCAUCCCUCAUGCCCUCUCGUCCCACCUUCAUCCCUCAUGCCCUCUCGUCCCACCUUCAUCCCUCAUGCCCUCUCGUCCCACCUUCAUCCCUCAUGCCCUCUCGUCCCACCUUCAUCCCUCAUGCCCUCUCGUCCCACCUUCAUCCCUCAUGCCCUCUCGUCCCACCUUCAUCCCUCAUGCCCUCUCGUCCCACCUUCAUCCCUCAUGCCCUCUCGUCCCACCUUCAUCCCUCAUGCCCUCUCGUCCCACCUUCAUCCCUCAUGCCCUCUCGUCCCACCUUCAUCCCUCAUGCCCUCUCGUCCCACCUUCAUCCCUCAUGCCCUCUCGUCCCACCUUCAUCCCUCAUGCCCUCUCGUCCCACCUUCAUCCCUCAUGCCCUCUCGUCCCACCUUCAUCCCUCAUGCCCUCUCGUCCCACCUUCAUCCCUCAUGCCCUCUCGUCCCACCUUCAUCCCUCAUGCCCUCUCGUCCCACCUUCAUCCCUCAUGCCCUCUCGUCCCACCUUCAUCCCUCAUGCCCUCUCGUCCCACCUUCAUCCCUCAUGCCCUCUCGUCCCACCUUCAUCCCUCAUGCCCUCUCGUCCCACCUUCAUCCCUCAUGCCCUCUCGUCCCACCUUCAUCCCUCAUGCCCUCUCGUCCCACCUUCAUCCCUCAUGCCCUCUCGUCCCACCUUCAUCCCUCAUGCCCUCUCGUCCCACCUUCAUCCCUCAUGCCCUCUCGUCCCACCUUCAUCCCUCAUGCCCUCUCGUCCCACCUUCAUCCCUCAUGCCCUCUCGUCCCACCUUCAUCCCUCAUGCCCUCUCGUCCCACCUUCAUCCCUCAUGCCCUCUCGUCCCACCUUCAUCCCUCAUGCCCUCUCGUCCCACCUUCAUCCCUCAUGCCCUCUCGUCCCACCUUCAUCCCUCAUGCCCUCUCGUCCCACCUUCAUCCCUCAUGCCCUCUCGUCCCACCUUCAUCCCUCAUGCCCUCUCGUCCCACCUUCAUCCCUCAUGCCCUCUCGUCCCACCUUCAUCCCUCAUGCCCUCUCGUCCCACCUUCAUCCCUCAUGCCCUCUCGUCCCACCUUCAUCCCUCAUGCCCUCUCGUCCCACCUUCAUCCCUCAUGCCCUCUCGUCCCACCUUCAUCCCUCAUGCCCUCUCGUCCCACCUUCAUCCCUCAUGCCCUCUCGUCCCACCUUCAUCCCUCAUGCCCUCUCGUCCCACCUUCAUCCCUCAUGCCCUCUCGUCCCACCUUCAUCCCUCAUGCCCUCUCGUCCCACCUUCAUCCCUCAUGCCCUCUCGUCCCACCUUCAUCCCUCAUGCCCUCUCGUCCCACCUUCAUCCCUCAUGCCCUCUCGUCCCACCUUCAUCCCUCAUGCCCUCUCGUCCCACCUUCAUCCCUCAUGCCCUCUCGUCCCACCUUCAUCCCUCAUGCCCUCUCGUCCCACCUUCAUCCCUCAUGCCCUCUCGUCCCACCUUCAUCCCUCAUGCCCUCUCGUCCCACCUUCAUCCCUCAUGCCCUCUCGUCCCACCUUCAUCCCUCAUGCCCUCUCGUCCCACCUUCAUCCCUCAUGCCCUCUCGUCCCACCUUCAUCCCUCAUGCCCUCUCGUCCCACCUUCAUCCCUCAUGCCCUCUCGUCCCACCUUCAUCCCUCAUGCCCUCUCGUCCCACCUUCAUCCCUCAUGCCCUCUCGUCCCACCUUCAUCCCUCAUGCCCUCUCGUCCCACCUUCAUCCCUCAUGCCCUCUCGUCCCACCUUCAUCCCUCAUGCCCUCUCGUCCCACCUUCAUCCCUCAUGCCCUCUCGUCCCACCUUCAUCCCUCAUGCCCUCUCGUCCCACCUUCAUCCCUCAUGCCCUCUCGUCCCACCUUCAUCCCUCAUGCCCUCUCGUCCCACCUUCAUCCCUCAUGCCCUCUCGUCCCACCUUCAUCCCUCAUGCCCUCUCGUCCCACCUUCAUCCCUCAUGCCCUCUCGUCCCACCUUCAUCCCUCAUGCCCUCUCGUCCCACCUUCAUCCCUCAUGCCCUCUCGUCCCACCUUCAUCCCUCAUGCCCUCUCGUCCCACCUUCAUCCCUCAUGCCCUCUCGUCCCACCUUCAUCCCUCAUGCCCUCUCGUCCCACCUUCAUCCCUCAUGCCCUCUCGUCCCACCUUCAUCCCUCAUGCCCUCUCGUCCCACCUUCAUCCCUCAUGCCCUCUCGUCCCACCUUCAUCCCUCAUGCCCUCUCGUCCCACCUUCAUCCCUCAUGCCCUCUCGUCCCACCUUCAUCCCUCAUGCCCUCUCGUCCCACCUUCAUCCCUCAUGCCCUCUCGUCCCACCUUCAUCCCUCAUGCCCUCUCGUCCCACCUUCAUCCCUCAUGCCCUCUCGUCCCACCUUCAUCCCUCAUGCCCUCUCGUCCCACCUUCAUCCCUCAUGCCCUCUCGUCCCACCUUCAUCCCUCAUGCCCUCUCGUCCCACCUUCAUCCCUCAUGCCCUCUCGUCCCACCUUCAUCCCUCAUGCCCUCUCGUCCCACCUUCAUCCCUCAUGCCCUCUCGUCCCACCUUCAUCCCUCAUGCCCUCUCGUCCCACCUUCAUCCCUCAUGCCCUCUCGUCCCACCUUCAUCCCUCAUGCCCUCUCGUCCCACCUUCAUCCCUCAUGCCCUCUCGUCCCACCUUCAUCCCUCAUGCCCUCUCGUCCCACCUUCAUCCCUCAUGCCCUCUCGUCCCACCUUCAUCCCUCAUGCCCUCUCGUCCCACCUUCAUCCCUCAUGCCCUCUCGUCCCACCUUCAUCCCUCAUGCCCUCUCGUCCCACCUUCAUCCCUCAUGCCCUCUCGUCCCACCUUCAUCCCUCAUGCCCUCUCGUCCCACCUUCAUCCCUCAUGCCCUCUCGUCCCACCUUCAUCCCUCAUGCCCUCUCGUCCCACCUUCAUCCCUCAUGCCCUCUCGUCCCACCUUCAUCCCUCAUGCCCUCUCGUCCCACCUUCAUCCCUCAUGCCCUCUCGUCCCACCUUCAUCCCUCAUGCCCUCUCGUCCCACCUUCAUCCCUCAUGCCCUCUCGUCCCACCUUCAUCCCUCAUGCCCUCUCGUCCCACCUUCAUCCCUCAUGCCCUCUCGUCCCACCUUCAUCCCUCAUGCCCUCUCGUCCCACCUUCAUCCCUCAUGCCCUCUCGUCCCACCUUCAUCCCUCAUGCCCUCUCGUCCCACCUUCAUCCCUCAUGCCCUCUCGUCCCACCUUCAUCCCUCAUGCCCUCUCGUCCCACCUUCAUCCCUCAUGCCCUCUCGUCCCACCUUCAUCCCUCAUGCCCUCUCGUCCCACCUUCAUCCCUCAUGCCCUCUCGUCCCACCUUCAUCCCUCAUGCCCUCUCGUCCCACCUUCAUCCCUCAUGCCCUCUCGUCCCACCUUCAUCCCUCAUGCCCUCUCGUCCCACCUUCAUCCCUCAUGCCCUCUCGUCCCACCUUCAUCCCUCAUGCCCUCUCGUCCCACCUUCAUCCCUCAUGCCCUCUCGUCCCACCUUCAUCCCUCAUGCCCUCUCGUCCCACCUUCAUCCCUCAUGCCCUCUCGUCCCACCUUCAUCCCUCAUGCCCUCUCGUCCCACCUUCAUCCCUCAUGCCCUCUCGUCCCACCUUCAUCCCUCAUGCCCUCUCGUCCCACCUUCAUCCCUCAUGCCCUCUCGUCCCACCUUCAUCCCUCAUGCCCUCUCGUCCCACCUUCAUCCCUCAUGCCCUCUCGUCCCACCUUCAUCCCUCAUGCCCUCUCGUCCCACCUUCAUCCCUCAUGCCCUCUCGUCCCACCUUCAUCCCUCAUGCCCUCUCGUCCCACCUUCAUCCCUCAUGCCCUCUCGUCCCACCUUCAUCCCUCAUGCCCUCUCGUCCCACCUUCAUCCCUCAUGCCCUCUCGUCCCACCUUCAUCCCUCAUGCCCUCUCGUCCCACCUUCAUCCCUCAUGCCCUCUCGUCCCACCUUCAUCCCUCAUGCCCUCUCGUCCCACCUUCAUCCCUCAUGCCCUCUCGUCCCACCUUCAUCCCUCAUGCCCUCUCGUCCCACCUUCAUCCCUCAUGCCCUCUCGUCCCACCUUCAUCCCUCAUGCCCUCUCGUCCCACCUUCAUCCCUCAUGCCCUCUCGUCCCACCUUCAUCCCUCAUGCCCUCUCGUCCCACCUUCAUCCCUCAUGCCCUCUCGUCCCACCUUCAUCCCUCAUGCCCUCUCGUCCCACCUUCAUCCCUCAUGCCCUCUCGUCCCACCUUCAUCCCUCAUGCCCUCUCGUCCCACCUUCAUCCCUCAUGCCCUCUCGUCCCACCUUCAUCCCUCAUGCCCUCUCGUCCCACCUUCAUCCCUCAUGCCCUCUCGUCCCACCUUCAUCCCUCAUGCCCUCUCGUCCCACCUUCAUCCCUCAUGCCCUCUCGUCCCACCUUCAUCCCUCAUGCCCUCUCGUCCCACCUUCAUCCCUCAUGCCCUCUCGUCCCACCUUCAUCCCUCAUGCCCUCUCGUCCCACCUUCAUCCCUCAUGCCCUCUCGUCCCACCUUCAUCCCUCAUGCCCUCUCGUCCCACCUUCAUCCCUCAUGCCCUCUCGUCCCACCUUCAUCCCUCAUGCCCUCUCGUCCCACCUUCAUCCCUCAUGCCCUCUCGUCCCACCUUCAUCCCUCAUGCCCUCUCGUCCCACCUUCAUCCCUCAUGCCCUCUCGUCCCACCUUCAUCCCUCAUGCCCUCUCGUCCCACCUUCAUCCCUCAUGCCCUCUCGUCCCACCUUCAUCCCUCAUGCCCUCUCGUCCCACCUUCAUCCCUCAUGCCCUCUCGUCCCACCUUCAUCCCUCAUGCCCUCUCGUCCCACCUUCAUCCCUCAUGCCCUCUCGUCCCACCUUCAUCCCUCAUGCCCUCUCGUCCCACCUUCAUCCCUCAUGCCCUCUCGUCCCACCUUCAUCCCUCAUGCCCUCUCGUCCCACCUUCAUCCCUCAUGCCCUCUCGUCCCACCUUCAUCCCUCAUGCCCUCUCGUCCCACCUUCAUCCCUCAUGCCCUCUCGUCCCACCUUCAUCCCUCAUGCCCUCUCGUCCCACCUUCAUCCCUCAUGCCCUCUCGUCCCACCUUCAUCCCUCAUGCCCUCUCGUCCCACCUUCAUCCCUCAUGCCCUCUCGUCCCACCUUCAUCCCUCAUGCCCUCUCGUCCCACCUUCAUCCCUCAUGCCCUCUCGUCCCACCUUCAUCCCUCAUGCCCUCUCGUCCCACCUUCAUCCCUCAUGCCCUCUCGUCCCACCUUCAUCCCUCAUGCCCUCUCGUCCCACCUUCAUCCCUCAUGCCCUCUCGUCCCACCUUCAUCCCUCAUGCCCUCUCGUCCCACCUUCAUCCCUCAUGCCCUCUCGUCCCACCUUCAUCCCUCAUGCCCUCUCGUCCCACCUUCAUCCCUCAUGCCCUCUCGUCCCACCUUCAUCCCUCAUGCCCUCUCGUCCCACCUUCAUCCCUCAUGCCCUCUCGUCCCACCUUCAUCCCUCAUGCCCUCUCGUCCCACCUUCAUCCCUCAUGCCCUCUCGGCCGUGGGGCGAGUGGACUACUGUGAGACGCGCCGCCCCCUCACACCCGCCACGCCCGCCAAGCUGCCCGCUCCCGGCUCUGCUGAUGGUGCGCGGGGUGCACAGCAGGGCGGGCGUGGAGGGGGUGGCAGCGAGCAGGGCGGGAGUGCGGUGGCGUGGGUGGCGCGGUGCUUCUUCCCCGGUGGGCGAGUGCAGCAGCACGAGUGGGAGGAGAGCGGUGGGGGGGGAGGGGUGGAGAGGCGGGCAGCAGACGGCAGUGGGAGGGGCUGGGAGGGGCGGGCAGGCAGUGAGGGGCUGGCGUGGGUUCCCAGGCCGUUCCUUGGAGGGGCGGGCGUGGUGGAGGUGGCAGUGCGGCACAGCACGGUGCAGCACUGUUCGUGGGGGGCGAUUGAAGGGCGCACAGCUGUGCAGAGGCAGGUGCGCGUGGUGGUGCAGAGGCAUGGGCGUGGGCGCGAGGGCAGUGAGGCUGGGGGCGAGGAGGAUGGAGACGGCGAGGCCAGCAGCGGCGCAUGCAGGCAGGCAGGCAGCAGCAAAGAGGGGGGACGGUGCAGCAACGAGAGGGGCCCAGGCGGGGCGGGCAGGGUUGCAGAGAGGGAGAGGGAGAGGGAGAGGGAGAGGGAGAGGGAGCGGCAGAGGUGUGCGGUGGUGUGGGCCCCGCGACCGUUCCUCUCCGCCCCUGCUGUGCACGUGGAAGAGGAGCGAUGA
Molecule: messenger RNA, 15666 nt
Organism: Closterium sp. Yama58-4
Lineage: Eukaryota; Viridiplantae; Streptophyta; Zygnematophyceae; Desmidiales; Closteriaceae
Source: the annotation of a GenBank genome assembly